CAUUUUGACGAAUGUAUAAUAAAAAACAAUAUCUAAUUUCUUAGUGAUAUAAAAAUUCCUAUUUGAAUUGUGAUUCUCAUAUGUGUGUGUGCAUCAAACACCAUGUAACUAUACCACAUUGUCUAAUAUGGUUGAUAUUAUACCUUCCCUAAUGAAACAUUAGCUCAGUUUGACAUGGAAAAGUGUUGUAUCAGGGAGCUCUAUGGGUUAACUGAGGCUUGGGGAAACCUGGUGCCAAUUAAGUGUGUGGAAUGCCACAUAUAGACAUUUCCUCAGAACUUCCAGCACAGGUUGCAGAGCACAUGCUCCCUCCAGACACAAAUUAUAACACUUUAACAGCUUCAAAUGUGUGUUCUAGUCACCUUUUUCCUUUCACGGCUCGGAAAGUACCUUCCAAACUGACCAUGUGGAUAUUAUAUUUGCCUCCGCUCUGAUCUUCAUUGGAUUACAAGGGACUCAAUUUUUUUGUCAUUUUCUUUAAGUGCACAUGAUGGAUUCUCAGAGGUUUUUACUUCUCGUCUGUCUCACGAUGUGCGGCAGAGACAUUGAAAGUGCAUCUGAAAUAAGGUUGCCAGAUCAUCAAAGCAGAUCAUCUCAUGUCCAGAACCGAUAUUCAAUAUACGCUUCAAGACGCCCCUCGGUUCCCUACACCGUCAUUCAUCCCAGCAGAACCGGCAGUCUGAGAGAAAAUCCGAGGACCAUCACGGCUGAGGUGUUGAACCCACAGGGUGGUUGCACGGGUGGAGGUUGCCAUGGCUCGCAGAGACCAGCAAACAACCACACAAAAGAGUGCAAAGGCAUCGGAUGUAAACUGCCUGUAAGGAUGCGACAAGAUCCCAAACAGCAUUCCUGUGUUGGAGACGCCUGCAGCACAGGGUCAGAUGCUGGAAGGAGCAGACUGUCUUUUGUCCAUAUGCAGGACAGAGCCGAGCAAGUAUCGGUGGAAUUUCCGGAGUUGGGGACUCAAGGGGGUCCAUCAUCUGGGAUUCAGUUAACAUGCGACAUUAAGCCAGGCACAAAUGAGGUCAAUUCUGAAGAUGCUUUAGUGCUGCAUUUGCACUUGGCAAAGGGUCAGGAUAAACUGGUUGCACAGCUGCAUGGGCAGCAAGAGGAGGUUAAACAAAUCCAGAGCGCGCUGAGAGAACAGCAAAGUGCUCUUCUAGCCCACCAAAGAGAAAUACUGGACCAACAACGGAUCAUGUUUGACAAGAUGGAUGAAGUCAAGACUCAAUACAGCCUUCUUCUUGACAGUGUCAAACAGUUGACUGUAGUAAGCCCACAAGGAGGCAUUGAGAGUCAUUUGGAAGGUCUCCAAUCUCAGGUUAGGACCUAUUCUCAAGAAGCCUUCACAAUGCAUAAGAUGAACAUGGAUGCUAGUGUUACGGAUGCUGACAGACCUCUUAUUGGAUGUGGAUCCUGCCAAACAGAUGAGUAUUGUGACUUCAGCGCUGAGAAGCCCCGUUGUGAGAGAUGCACCGUUUGCCCUCCAGGAUUCUUUCUGGUUGCUCAGUGUUCAACUCAUUCUGAUAGGAUCUGCCAGGACAGAGACGAAUGCCUAGAGAUACCAAACCUUUGUAAAGAACACAACCAGUGCCUCAACACUCCAGGAGGGUUUCGAUGCUCCGACAUGUCGGAGAGACUAGCAGCUGCUGGGAUUUGUGGCCACUCUUAUUUUUACAACUCUGAGAUGGAGGAGUGUCAAGCUUGUACAGAAUGUGAUUCUCAGCCAAUGAUAUCCCCAUGCUCAGCGGUGAGUGAUGCAGUGUGUGCCAACCCAUCCGAAAGCAAACUCUCUCUGUCCUGGUCAGGAAGUGUCGACCUUCCUAAGGGUAGUGAGCUUACUGAUAAGCAACUUCACAUCCGUGGCAACAGCGAUGGACGCCUUCUUUCCUGCACGGAUGGUUGGAUAGUCCUAUACCAGCAUGGUCUUGUUUGGGUUGACCAUAACCUUGCUUUAAAACAUGGCUGCCGCAGCUUUGUUCAAGCGUGUUUACGAUUGAAUGCCAGUGAAGAUGGAGGUCGGGAUUUGAGUGGUAUGCGUUUGGAGCAGCGGGACACCAGGUCUCUCCAAAGUGCCAGUGUGAGUGGAGCCACGGCCGUGGAGCCGGGACACAUACUUUACCUUUCACUCAAGAGUGCCACCAACCAGUGUAGCCAAAACAAUGAUGACGUCCACCUGCAGGGCAGCCUAUUGUCACCUUUCAGUCUGCUCUGGUUGUCCCAUGACACGGGUGCAGUGGCUAUGACUGCCCAGGCCGUUGCCUCUGCACAUUACCACACCAACUACCGUCCUGCCUUCCGGACGUCAUCCAUCUCUGACCCCUAUGUGGUCAGCCUGACUCAUGACAAUCGUGGUGUCCGCUUCAGGGAAAGUGGCACUGUGAAGUUUGUCCUUCAGCAAGCAUUGUACUCCAUGGGUCAAGCCUGCAUCUCAGAGGGUUUCUACUUACUUGCAUACCUGAACCGCAACGGGAGCAGUGCUGAGCUGACUCGUGCAUUCAAGCCUGGCGUUCACUACAGAGACACAUCCAUAUCUCUGUCAGCUGCCACCACUGUGGAUUCUGGAGAUAUGCUCACCUUCGAGAUCCUCGCGCCUACACAGUGCAACGUUCGCUACUUCGGCGAUGACUCUGGGAUUAGCAUUCUCAGUCUUCUUUGGAUCCCUUCUUCGAUGUCCACAGCCUUGUCGGCUUCUGUGUCGAGGAAAGGUCUUCCUACAGGUGCAGUUAGGAAUAAGGCCUUGUUCUUCCAUCAGACGACUACAUCAGUUAAACAGGUCGCACUUGCUGGAACCAAAGAUCACAGAGACUUCAUCUUUCGGGAAGCUGGGACAGCUAGCGUGGCCUUAGAUCUCCGGCUUAUCCAUUCUUGCAGUUUAAUUAAACUCACCUUGCUUCAGCAGAACGGGUCUCAGGGGGUUCAACCAGCUCCUGUAGCUCAACAAAUCGGUGGGCAAAUGCCAGAAGGAAGUUUGUGGGCAAGUGUGGGACUGAGGGUAUCGUUUCAGGUGCUUAAUGGCACUGUAAUCUUUGCUACAGUGGAUUGUGUGAGGGGGCGCAUUAAUCAAAUUGCCUAUGAUGCCGGAAGUAGCAUUUCUAUCCUAUGGGCUGCUGCAUGAUCUUAGCAUGAUUCAGUUAGCAUGCAGAUCUGUGUACUUUAUGAAUUAAGCCUGUUUUUUUUUUGUUAUGUUUUAUUUCGGGAUUAAUUAGUUAAUAAAUAGGAUUAAUGAACUUUUACAGCCAAAACAAUAAAUUGCUUUAGAGUAGAUUAUUAUGCAUUUUUAAAUGGAAAAAAGUUAACAAAAUUUGACUUUUUUAUGAUUAUUUACACAUUUUAAUGUGACUGUUGUAUGUUUUGAUUCCAUAAGUUUUGUAUAACAUUUUCCUUUCAUUAUGGUGGCUUGAGAAAGCCAACAUACUGUUAUACUACAUAAACUUAUCCUUCUUCCGUCUUCUUUUGAGACCAAUUUCUAUAUGCAUCUCCUUCUAAACCAUUCAAGCUUUAUAAACCAAACUCUAAACCUCCAAACUUGUCUGACUCGAGGUGCUAUAUCUUUUCCAUCUGAUCCGACUUACGGUUUUCCAAAAACUGGCCAAGAAAAUUCUGAAAAGUCCCAUUAACUCAUACCUGUCAACACUGUUUUUCCCGCAAGUCUCUCGUAUUUCAGACCCAUCUCCCGUUUUUUUUUCUGUCUCCCAGCAUUUUGGUACAGUCCCCAUGCACACCAAACCCAAGGUGCAUCCAUCUUCAUACACCCGCUCCCCACUCUUCAGUUCGCACGCAGCACAACGCUCUGCACCAACCAACCCCCCCCCCUUCGACCGCAACAACCCCCCGGUUUCCCGGAUUUUAUAAACCAAAUGUUGGCAGGUAUUAACAUUGGACCAAACUUUGUGACCUUAUAACUUUGCACCAGACUGUCAUACAGACUUAAGGUUGGGCUCAUUUAACUACCAAUCUGCCAAUCCCUGAUGACCUUUCAACUUACUAGCCACACCUUAGCAACCGAUUUUUGACACCCCAGCAACUGUCUCAAUGACUUUCAUUGUAAAGAAAAAGUGCCACUGACUUUACAUUGAACAUAUAACAACAUACCAAUUCAUACUAGCAAUAUACUAGUCCAUACUAGAAACAUACUAACGACAUACUAAUUCAUAUAGAAACAUACUAACAAACAUUAUAACAACAUACUAUUCAUACUAAAAUCAUGCUAACAACAUGCUAGUUUAUACAAAAACAUGCUAGCAUCAUGCUAAUAACAGGCUAGUUUAUACAAGAAACAUGCCCAGCAACACCUUAGCAACCACAUAAAACAUCGUAGCAACUUAUCUUAGUAACCACUCAAAACACCCUAGCAACCACUUUAACACCUAGAACAUCCUAGCAAUGCCUUAACGCCUGCCUAGCAAACACUCAGAACACCCUAGCAACGCCUUAGCAACCACUCAGAACACUCUAGCAACUGCCCUCGUAGCAAAGAAU
Molecule: messenger RNA, 4482 nt
Organism: Danio rerio (zebrafish)
Lineage: Eukaryota; Metazoa; Chordata; Actinopteri; Cypriniformes; Danionidae
Source: RefSeq, a predicted model, not a curated record